AUGCUCACCAAGUGUUCAAGCUCCCUGCAGUCCGGCAGUACAGUCACGACAUUGAUGAAUCUGUUCGACCAGUAUCCGCUCAAGGCUAUCGGACAAGCUAUCAGACCGUAUGCUCUGUCACCAGUCCCGAACGACCACCAAGCCCCCCAAGGAACCUUCCUGUCAGCGAUCACAGGCCAACGCACGAUGUCUGAACUGGGCCGGCUAUCGACAAGUGCGACCGGUCCAGCUAACGCCGCAAUCAUGUUUCGGACGUGGGGCCUGACGAAGCAGGAACCUUCCUUGAAAGAGGAGUUCUACGGCCCCAAUUUCACCUACCGAGAGUUCAUGAACGCCUGCGGGUUCCUCAAGGGUGUCUUGAUGCAUUAUAGCCUGCUGAUCGGGGCUGUGUUCGUCUUACUGCCGCCUUUUAGAGCGCUGAUCAAGAGAGCCGUCUUCAAGCCUGGGGACGGACCCGACAGGGAGAAAACGAAAAGCGAAAUUAUCGAGUUCCGCGCCGUUGCUAAGCCUGAUGUCGACACGGAAAAUAGAAGGCAGAUCUUGGGGAGGCUGCAGUACACUGGAAGCAUGUACUAUCUGACGGCGGCGUUGCUUGCGCAGGCGGCUCGGACAAUGUUGGAAGACACAGACGAUGCACGACUGACUGGGGGCAUUUGCACACCAGCAUGUCUAGGAGGACGGUAUAUCAAUCACCUCGAACAUGUUGGGUUGAAAUUCACGACGGAAGUUCAGCAUCUCUAA
Molecule: messenger RNA, 741 nt
Organism: Exophiala aquamarina CBS 119918
Lineage: Eukaryota; Fungi; Ascomycota; Eurotiomycetes; Chaetothyriales; Herpotrichiellaceae
Exons: 2
Coding region: 1-741 (246 amino acids)
Biological process (GO): glycolipid biosynthetic process
Cellular component (GO): mitochondrion; lipid droplet; plasma membrane
Source: RefSeq, a predicted model, not a curated record